Messenger RNA from Aspergillus chevalieri, 954 nucleotides. RefSeq names its product allergen Asp F4 (gene aspf4). The transcript has a single exon. Gene Ontology annotation, molecular function: IgE binding. Gene Ontology annotation, cellular component: extracellular region. Bases 1 to 954 code for a protein of 317 amino acids. The record is from RefSeq and is a predicted model, not a curated record. NCBI's taxonomy places the organism in Eukaryota, Fungi, Ascomycota, Eurotiomycetes, Eurotiales, Aspergillaceae.
AUGCAGCUCAAGAACUCCCUCGUCUGGUUUACAGCGUUGACCGCUGCCACCGCCAGCGCGCGUUUGCACGGCCACGAGCGUCGUCAUCAUCAUGACAAGCGUGCGGCAGGUGACAUGGUCUAUGCCACCAUCAACGGCGUCCUCCAAUCCUGGGUCAACGAAUUCUCUGGUGGCCAUGAGGCCACCACUACCUCUUCGGCUACUGAAGAGGCUACUCAGGCUCCUACGACCACCACUGCUUCGGCUGUCGCUUCCGUUUCCGCCAUCCCCACCUCCGAAUCGUCGUCCUCGUCCUCCGACUGGUUCUCCCACCCCUCCGACGGCCAGUACACCCGUGAAGGCUUUGGCGGCAAGACCUCGUCCAGCGGCGGCGGCGGUACUAUCUUCUACGCUGGUAACGUUGGUGACCCAUGGGGUAGCAACAUCAUCGAAGUUACCGAGGAAAAGGCCCCUCAGUACAAGCACGUCGUUCAGUUCAAGGGCAGCAACUCUGACGCCUGGACUGUCGUUUUCUGGAACAAGAUCGGCCCCGAUGGAAAGCUCACCGGCUGGUACGGCCACUCCGCUCUCAAGUUCACCCUCGAACCCGGUGAGGUCCGCUAUGUUGCCUUCGACGAUGACACCCAGGGUGGCUGGGCUGCCGCCCAGGGUGAGGAUAUCCCCAAGGAUCAGUUCGGCGGUUGGUCGUCUACAUGGGGUGAGAUGGACUUCUCGAGCUCUGCGAACAACGGCUGGUCCGGCUGGGAUGUUUCUUGUAUCCAGGCUCAGGCUGCUAAGCAGGCCGUCCAGGGUAUGAAGAUCUGCACCCACAACAACCAGAAGUGCUCUACUAUCACCGGUAACGCCGCCACCGUGGACAACGCCUACACCGAGGCUCUCAAGGCCGUCAACGGCAUUGGUGGUAACGAGCAGUCUGGUGCCGUUCGUCUCGUUGCCGAGCUCGACUUCAACUAA